This is a messenger RNA of Closterium sp. Yama58-4, 759 nucleotides long. Lineage: Eukaryota; Viridiplantae; Streptophyta; Zygnematophyceae; Desmidiales; Closteriaceae. The record is from the annotation of a GenBank genome assembly.
AUGCAGGAGGAGGCGUUCCUGAAGGCCGUGGCGGUGGAGCUGGCGAAGCUGGGGUUCCGCAAGGACAACGGCAUCGCGCUGGUGAACACGUGCCGCGACGAGGUGUGCCGGCCCGUGGUGAGCAUCAUCGACCGCGAGUUCGGGCUGAGCUUCAACAUCUCGGGGCUGGGCGGGCUCGUCAACUGCGGCAAGGUCGGCUUCAAAGCCGCCAUGAGCCACUCGCCCGAGUUCCCCUGCGACGUCGACGGCAACCUCAAGGAGCGAUACAUUUUCUUCGCGUUCCCCCACGUGUCCAUCGGUGAGUCGGGCGAGGUGGGGUCGCUGCUGCGUCGCGGUCGCGGUAAGCCGUCAAGCGCAUGCGGAGCGUUGAUCGCCAUCAACAACGACAUCAACAACGGCACGGCGCCCAGCAUGGACAGCGACGACCCCGAGUACACGCUGCUGCGCAAGAAGAUCAUGGCUAAGGUGUCGCCGGGCGGCAACCAGUCGCUGGUGGACGUGACGCGCGCGGCGCUGGCGGCGAUCAACGAGGACCUGGAGAAGCUCAUCUCGCUGACGGUGGACCCCGCCACGGCGGACUACGCCGUGAUCACGGGCGUGCAGAUCCACUCGGGCGACCAGAUUCCCGGCCAGCCCUUCCGCAUCGAGCGCACCUGCGACUACAUCGCCCCUGACAAGAUGUACGCCGUCGUUCGCGGCCAGAAGUACGCGCUCAAGGUGGAGACGCCCAAGUCGCAAGGCGUCGCUGCCAUGGUCUAA